UUUCAGAAGGAUUCUCCCAAGAUGCUUUGCUUAUGCAGUGAUGACAGGGUCCAGUCAUGUGGUGUGGUCCAGAUCAUGUGACUGUCUGUCGAGGUGGGUCACAUGACCACCGAUGUCUGUUCCAUUUAGCCGCUUCAAAGACAUGAGAGGUUAUGACGCCUCAACGCCUCCCGCGGCGAAAGUGCGAUAAGGAGAAGGGCUGACCGCGGCCGCACUGGACUCCCCUCACGCUGCAGCUGUCCUGUCUGAUCCUCCGCCAUGAGCUGCUCACAGGUGUCUUCUGAGGUUCACGAGAUUGUGUCAUCAGUGAUCCAGAACCCACCGCCUGAACUGUCUCCUCAGAAAACUCUUCAUUAUGAAGAUGAAGGAGAUGUCAUACAGGCCCUCGAAGUGGAAAGAUUUGAAGAUAUCCUACAAGAUGCUCAUCCUCGAAGCCCAACAGAGCUGGGGAAGAGUUAUAGUGAGGAGGACUUCCAAUACCACCGUCAGUCCUCCCAUCACAUCCACCAUCCUCUGUCUUCCCACCUACCGUCUGAUAUCACCAACCGAGACCUUCGCAAACACAAGAAGAAGAAGAAAAGGCGGAAAAGAACAUCAGUUCCUGGAGAUACCCCCGGCACCAUUCAAGAAAGGGAAGAAGAGGAGGAAGAGGACACCGAGGGGGAGAGAACCCCAGAUGAAGGGACCGACACUGGGGAUAUGCAGUUCUUCCCAGUGGAGGAGGAUAUCCCUCAGCGAAAAUCUGGCGUUGUGCCAUCAGUAGAUGCUGGCAGUAAAGAGCAGAGAUCUGAGGCAUUGAGACAAGAGCAGGGAACAUGCACUUCCCCAACUGUAGAGGUCACCAGCUCUGCACGCCCUCCUCAUCGGCAGCUUCCCCAUCGCAGCUACAGCCUUACAGAGCGCCGUAGGAUUGGCAGUAUGACCCAUCCUGAGGAUGCCCACUACCACCUUGUACCGACUGAUGAGACUGAGGCUCAGACCUUGGCAUCGGCUGACCUGGACUACAUGAAGAGUCAUCGUUUUGAGGACCUCCCAGCUGUACGUAGACAUCUUGUUCGAAAGAGCAAAGGUCAAGUGGUUCACAUCAAUAAAGAGCAUAAAGAGAGGCAACCAUAUAGGAAAAGCGUAUCCCUGCAACCCCAUGAGGUGUUCGUGGAGCUAAAUGAGUUAGUUCUGGACAAGCACCAGGAGAUGCAGUGGAAAGAAACUGCUCGCUGGAUAAAAUUUGAGGAGGACGUUGAAGCUGAAACAGACCAAUGGGGAAAGCCACAUGUGGCCUCUUUGAGUUUCCGCAGCCUUUUGGAGCUCCGGCGAACGUUGUCACAUGGUGCUGUUCUUCUAGACUUGGAUCAGAGAACUCUGCCAGGAAUCGCUCAUCAGGUUGUGGAACAGAUGAUCAUCAGUGACCAGAUAAAGGCGGAGGACAGAGCCAACGUGCUGAGAGCCUUACUCCUAAAGCACAGUCACCCAAGCGACGAGAAGGACUCGUUCUCUAGGAACAUUUCGGCUGCCAGCCUGGGCUCUCUGCUGGGACAUCACAGCACUAACCAUAUCUCUCAGAACAGUGAACCCAACCUAACAGACCCCCUAAUGGGUGGAGACCCCUCUGAACAGGAGACCAAGAUCGACAUAGAUCGUGAGCGGGAAUCUCUUCCUUCAUUACCCACAAUCCAACGCUCAAAGUCUAAACAUGAACUGAAGCUUCUAGAGAAGAUCCCUGAGAAUGCGGAGGCCAGCGUGGUGCUCGUGGGUUGUGUAGAAUUCCUUGACCAGCCGACCAUGGCAUUUGUGCGGCUGCAGGAGGCGGUGGAGUUGGACUCAGUCCUGGAGGUUCCCAUACCUGUGCGAUUCCUGUUUGUCCUACUUGGUCCAAGCACGGUCAAUAUGGACUAUCAUGAGAUCGGGAGGUCCAUCUCUACACUCAUGUCAGAUAAGUCCUUCCACGAAGCGGCUUACCUCGCUGAUGACCGCCAGGAUCUCCUGAAUGCCAUCAAUGAGUUCCUAGACUGCAGUGUUGUUCUUCCUCCUUCUGAGGUGAUGGGAGAAGAGCUACUGCAUUCUGUGGCCUUAUUCCAACGAGAAAUGCUGAGACGACGCCAAGGCCAGGAGAAGAAGGUUGUGGAGGAGACAGUCACCCCACAAGAUAAAGCUCUUCUGACAAAAGCAGCAGUGUCAGAUGAUGGUGGGGAUGAUCCUCUACGCAGGACGGGCAAACCAUUUGGAGGUCUUGUGCGAGAUAUACAGCGGCGUUAUCCAAAAUACGCAAGUGAUUUUCGUGAUGCAUUGAAUGCACAGUGCAUGGCCGCGGUCAUUUUCAUCUAUUUUGCAGCCCUGUCACCUGCUAUCACAUUUGGGGGCCUCCUGGGUGAGAAGACGGGGGGCCUGAUUGGAGUGUCAGAACUGAUCAUUGGGACAUGUUUGCAGGGUGUGAUAUUCUGUCUCCUCGGGGCGCAGCCACUACUGAUCGUUGGAUUUUCAGGACCUCUCUUGGUGUUUGAAGAAGCCUUUUAUUCGUUUUGUUCGGCUAAUGGUCUGGAGUACCUGGUUGGCCGCGUGUGGAUCGGUGUUUGGCUUAUCGUGAUCGUCGUGGCCACUGUGGCCUGUGAAGGAAGCUUCUUGGUUCGCUAUGUCUCCCGCUUCACGCAGGAAAUCUUCUCUAUCCUGAUCUCACUCAUCUUCAUCUAUGAGACUUUCUACAAACUGUUCAAGGUCUUCCAGGAGCAUCCUCUGACUAACUGCAGGAAUCUGACAGUCUCUGAGCUCCUUAAUAUGACUGAUCUCCUGCAACACAAUGAGACAGAGAUGGAAGUGACCCCAAAAAUCACAGGACAACCCAACACCGCGCUCCUGUCACUGGUACUGAUGGCGGGCACCUUCUUCAUCGCCUUCUUCCUGAGGAAGCUGAAGAACAGCAACUUCUUUCCUGGAAGGGUUCGCCGUAUCAUCGGAGACUUCGGGGUUCCCAUUGCUAUUCUUAUCAUGGUCUUGGUGGACUUCAGUAUAACAGAUACUUACACUCAGAAACUGAGUGUCCCCAAUGGAUUCAAGGUGACUUCGCCGGAGAAGAGGGGCUGGGUGAUGAACCCUCUGGGGUCUGCGGAGCCCUUUCCCAUCUGGAUGAUGUUUGCCAGUGUUCUUCCAGCUAUUCUGGUCUAUAUCCUGAUCUUCAUGGAGACUCAGAUCACUACGUUAAUAAUAAGUAAGAAGGAGCGGAUGCUGGUAAAGGGCUCGGGGUUUCAUCUUGAUUUACUCCUCAUCGUGGUCAUGGGUGGAAUAUGUGCCCUUUUUGGCUUGCCGUGGAUGGCGGCUACAACUGUGCGCUCAGUCACACAUGCCAAUGCGUUAACAGUUAUGAGUAAGGCCGUCGCCCCUGGUGAUAAACCAAAAAUUCAAGAGGUCAAAGAGCAGAGAGUGACAGGAUUGCUGGUGGCCAUCCUCGUAGGCCUUUCCAUUGUGAUUGGGGAUCUUCUACGAAAGAUCCCAUUGGCUGUGCUGUUUGGGAUCUUCUUGUACAUGGGGGUCACCUCACUUAAUGGCAUCCAGUUCUACGAGCGCGUCCAACUCUUACUGAAACCCCCAAAGCAUCACCCUGAUGAGAUCUAUGCCAAGAAGGUACGCUCACUCAGGAUGCAUCUCUUCACUGCCCUGCAACUGGUGUGUCUAGCCAUCCUGUGGGCUGUUAUGUCUACUGCGGCGUCUCUCGCCUUCCCCUUCAUCCUUAUUCUGACAGUUCCUCUGAGGCUCUUCAUACUGAGGAGAAUCUUCACUGACCGGGAAUUAAAAUGCUUGGACGCGGAUGAUGUGCAGCCAAUUUUCGAUGAACAGGAGGGGGUAGACGAAUACAAUGAGAUGCCAAUGCCGGUGUAAAUGUUUCCUGUGUCUUGGAUACGUUGGUCUUAGCCAGAACAGCUCAGCAGCCCCUUCUUGGUUGACACACCCAUGGAAUUUUUCUACACUCAACUAUAGAAGCGACUUCUGGAGGGUGGGUUGUGCUCCUAGGAGGUGGAGCAUAGAUUCCACUCUGCAGAGCUGGCGCUUCUGUAGAUAGACAUUACACGUGAUUGACAGCUCUUAGGGACAUCACUGUUACAUUAUUCUGGACUUGUGAAGCAGCCAUCCUCCCUGGAUAUUAAUUGGUUCUAGGGUGGAAAUAUUUGUCUUUUGUGAGGAUACAGCUCUCUGAGAGGCAAUCAUAUGUUUGGGGAGGACAAUAUAUUGGCAGUGGGGUCAGUAGGCUGAUACUCAGUAUUAUUACACAAGAGGGGGAGUGAGCACCCACCAUCGAAGACAAUUCAAUACUGCCUCCCCCCCCCAAGAAGCAGAAUGCUAGCACUGACAUCGGGCAAUGAGCCACAAACAUGAUGCCACUGGUUUGGGACCACAAGCUGGAAGGUCCCCAUAGAAUGUAUUACUUAUCCGGACAAUCACAGCUCCCUGUGUGUUACCUUUGUAUUACCCCCACCUCAUGUGUGUGCGUACUGAAUCCUUCUGUGGCAGAUAAAACAGUCAGUCUAUAAAGUAGAAGUAUUCACAUAAUUUCAUCUGUGAAAAAUAGAUAAUAAAUAGUAAAUUUACAUGUCUGAAAAAGUUGAAAAUAUGUGACGAGAAACCUACUAUCCCCGCCCGGGGCAGGGCAAGGAGCUAAAUGCUCCUAAACCGAACACCAAGGUAUCAAUGUUACAAUCUGCGGCAGGUAUUGUAUCGUGAUCAUAUAGCUACGCCCUUCUAGCAACUACAGGUGCAUUGUGGGAGAGUAUUCCUAGCCGAGAAGAGAGCACUAUAAUACAGGUAGAGGACGGUACGGUAUACAAUCAUGGCCAUAAAUGUUGGCACCCCUGACAUUUUUCUAGAAAAUGUAUUUCUCACAGGAAAGGAUUGCAGUAACACGUUUUGCUAUACACACCUUUAUUCCCUUUGUAUUGGAACUAAACCAAAAAAAGGAGGAAAAGAAGCAAAUUGGACAUAAUGGGGGACAUUUAUCAUCGUUGCUAUGGUAAACAAGUUCUGUAGGCAUUUUUUUCUUGCUUCUGGCUUUGCUUAUGUGUGACACAUUUAUUAUACUAUCAUGGUGGGUUGAUAAAUUUGGCUUACAUAAGCAAAAACCAAUAAAUCACUUUUGAAUACCAUAUUUUUUUUUAGCAUACAUAAGCAAAAAACAAUAAAUGACUUCAGAACACAACAAGGUGUGAUAUAUAUAUGUUUUUUUUUUUACCUUUCCCCCCCCCUUCCUUUGUACAGUUGUAAUAUAUUUCCCGCUGGAGCUGUGAUCUCGGCUGCGCGCGGGAAAUAAAAAAUUUGCUCUCAGAAGCCGUUCUGUGCGCCGGCUCCGGGCUGACUUACAUUUACACAGUUUUUGAGGGCUUGCAACUUUUUGUGCGACUUUCGCACUUGAUAAAUCCCUGACCACUGCCAAGUAACAAAUAUAAUUGACUUUCGUACGCUCUUUUGUAGCUUUUUGCUUACAGCCAAAAGUCGCACAAAAAAUUGCUUAAGUGCUAAUGCGACU
Hyla sarda is the source of this 5506-nucleotide messenger RNA. RefSeq names its product solute carrier family 4 member 2 (gene SLC4A2). Gene Ontology annotation, cellular component: apical plasma membrane; plasma membrane; basolateral plasma membrane. Bases 259 to 3867 code for a protein of 1202 amino acids. Gene Ontology annotation, molecular function: solute:inorganic anion antiporter activity; monoatomic anion transmembrane transporter activity. Lineage: Eukaryota; Metazoa; Chordata; Amphibia; Anura; Hylidae. The transcript has 23 exons. Gene Ontology annotation, biological process: transmembrane transport; regulation of intracellular pH; bicarbonate transport. The record is from RefSeq and is a predicted model, not a curated record.